AUGCAAGUUUCCCGCACCAUCUAUCGCGCCGCCCUCCUCCACCUCUCCGUCCAUCCAUUCCUGGUCCGCGCCUCGAUAGGAACAACCUGGCCAUCUCUCAGUGCCCCAAACCCGCGCCUUCACAGCAUCCUCUUCCCACAGUGCGCGACCUUCAAACUCGACAAAAGCCAACUCCGCACCAUGUCCGACUCCUCAAAACCCUCCAACCCUUCUGCUGCCCCGAUUCAAAGCCUUGAUACCCAAGAACCAGAGCAAAAUGACAAAGCUACUCUCUACCUACCCGAAAGUGAUGGCACUGCAGCACACCAGGCACAAGGCUCGGGUGGGAUCAAACUUGACAUGAGUGGCGGCGACACAGCAGUGAAGCUUGAUCAUCUAGGCCCGAUGGUUGUGAAUGUGGACGGGACGUUAUCGCAGAUUGGAAAUUGGCAGCAGAUGACUGAGGGGGAGCAACAAAACACGUUGCGGAUCAUCGGCAAGAGGAAUCAGAAGAGGUUGGAGGCGCUUCGGGAGAAGGAGAAGGAGGGACAGUGA
Molecule: messenger RNA, 534 nt
Organism: Penicillium soppii
Lineage: Eukaryota; Fungi; Ascomycota; Eurotiomycetes; Eurotiales; Aspergillaceae
Exons: 1
Coding region: 1-534 (177 amino acids)
Source: RefSeq, a predicted model, not a curated record